Aspergillus chevalieri is the source of this 1752-nucleotide messenger RNA. RefSeq names its product putative sugar transporter. The record is from RefSeq and is a predicted model, not a curated record. NCBI's taxonomy places the organism in Eukaryota, Fungi, Ascomycota, Eurotiomycetes, Eurotiales, Aspergillaceae. Gene Ontology annotation, biological process: transmembrane transport. The coding region runs from base 1 to 1752 and encodes 583 amino acids. Gene Ontology annotation, cellular component: membrane. Gene Ontology annotation, molecular function: transmembrane transporter activity. The transcript is spliced from 7 exons.
AUGCCGUUGAUCAAUCCCUUCAAGCGACAAGAGCGCUCGAAUUUCCCCGGAGUCGUGGUGCCCCUCGCCCCGUCUUCCCCUGAGCGCUCGCCGUCUCCCGCGCAAGCGUUUUCGACAGACCCAGAGAAGAAGCCCAACCCGGAUGAGAAAUCGGACGGUAGAAGUUUGGAUAGAUCGGAAAAUGGUGUUGGUCCUGUGCCCGUGGGCGGUCCCUUGACUAUUGAUGCUCUUCGAGCGGAGGUCGAGUCGGAUAUUUCUGCCUCGGGCCAUAACUCUACCUAUGAUCGAAAAGCAAAGGUAAUCAACAGGGCGAUUUCAGACAUUGGAAUGGGCCGUUAUCAGUGGGAGUUAUUUGCGCUUUGUGGGUGUGGUUGGUUAGCAGACAACCUAUGGCUGCAGGGAAUUGCCCUAACAUUAACCCAACUCUCUGCGGAGUUUGGCGUCUCAGAAACUCGAGUCCGCUUCUCGACUUGUGCCUUGUUCUUGGGUCUCUGUCUAGGUGCCUCAUUCUGGGGUAUUGCGUCUGAUGUGAUUGGACGGCGGCCGGCCUUUAACUUGACUCUUUUGAUCAGCGGAGCGUUUGGUCUGGCUGCUGGAGGCGGGCCCAACUGGGUUGGAACUUCUGCUCUCUACGCCUGUCUUGGUCUUGGUGUUGGUGGUAACUUGCCUGUGGAUGGAGCGCUCUUCUUGGAAUUCCUCCCAUUUGCUUCUGGAAACCUCUUGACCAUGCUAAGUGUGUGGUGGCCGAUUGGUAACUUGAUUGCAAGUGUGGUUGCAUGGGGCUUAGUUCCAAACUACUCCUGCGCAUCAGAUCUGAAAGCCUGCAGCCUCGUCGCUCCCGGCGAAGCCUGCUGCAGAAAGGAAGACAAUAUGGGCUGGCGAUACCUAGUCCUCACCCUAGGCGCAAUCACCUUCGUCAUGUUCCUCGGUCGUUUCUUCCUCUUCCAUCUGUACGAGUCGCCCAAGUUCCUGCUUUCGCGGGGUCGUCAAAAUGAAGCCGUGGCUGCGGUGCAAGGCAUUGCGUACAGGAACAAGAAGACCACGUGGCUUACGGUGGACGUGCUAAACGAAAUCGGUGGUCACCAGGAGGAAGUAGCUAGCCCGAAACUGUCAUACGCGGAAAUCCUCAAGCGGACGAUCUCCAAGUUCUCGUUUCAGCGGAUCGCGCCUCUUUUUGCUACCAAGAGACUUGGACUUUGCACCAUCUUAAUCUGGUUCUGCUGGGUGACAAUCGGCAUGGCCUACCCCCUCUUCAAUGCCUUCCUGCCGCAAUACUUCUCCGCCUCCAGCUCCACCUACAUAACCUACCGCAACUACGCGAUAACCUCCAUCGUCGGUGUCCCAGGCUCCAUCCUCGCCUGCUACACCGUCGAAAUCAAAUACAUCGGCCGCAAAGGCACAAUGGCCAUCUCUACCAUGAUCACCGGCGUCAUCCUCUUCUGUUUCACCGCCGCCCCGGACUCAAACAUCCAGCUCGUGUGUUCCUGUCUCGAGGCGUUUUUCCAGAAUAUCUCGUACGGUGUGCUGUACGCUUACACGCCGGAGGUUUUCCCGGCGCCCGUGAGAGGAACGGGAAAUGGGAUUGCGAGCUGUUUGAAUCGGAUUGCGGGGCUUUGCGCGCCGAUUGUGGCGAUUUAUGCGAGUGGUGCGGAUCCCAAGGUGCCGAUUUAUGUGUCGGGAGCGUUGAUGUUGGCUGCGUUUGUGGCGAUGUGCUUUUUUCCGAUUGAGACGAGGGGGAAGCAGACUCUGUAG